AUGGCAAACAGCUCUGCUCCUUGGAUCGGCUGCAUUUAUCUCUUCCUCCAGUCAACGUGCAAGACCAUCGUUCUGCUAUCUCUCUACGAAAGCUCCCAGAAGAAACCUAGUGUGUUCAAGGCGCUGAAGCUGGCAUUAGCAGACUCCACUGACAGCAUGAUAGGUGCGGAUAUGCUCAAAGUGCACUGCAACCACCCACACCUGAUAGUCCAACUCAAGUUCUGCAAGCAGGAGAACUGCCGCUGGUUCCUGCAGAGCCACCAGGAAGGAGUGCUCCAGGAGUCCCUCCAGAACCACCUCCAGCUCUCCUUGGCCAUGAGUGCAGUGCCUCUUGAAAUGGAGCUGAAGGCUGGCAGCGAGCACUUCGACAACAUGCUGAAGGAUGAGGAUCGCUGCCUGGAACACAUCUACAGAGAAAAGCCUGACCACCUGCAGGAUGAGGAGAUCACAAAGCUGGAGGAAUGCCUCAAGAACCUGAUUGUUCACCAGAGCAUCAACAACAACACAGCUGUAAAAGACUGCACAUCUCUCAACUCCUCACCUCUACCUUACCCUUCUCAAGGCAGCUCCCUUUCCCCACAAGUCAUCUUCACCUUUCAGGGACAAGAGUUCAGUGACAGAACGCUCACACCAGACAACCACCAGAAGUUUGCCAAGCUCAUGUCCAAGAAAUGGAAGCAAGUGGGUCACUCUUUGCAGAAGAACUGCCAGGCCCUGCAUGAUCCUCUCAUCGAUAACCUGGCUCUCGAGUAUGAUCAAGAGGGACUAUAUGAACAAGCCUACCAGCUGCUGCUCAGGUUUAUCCAGUCAGAGGGGAAGAAGGCCACAAUAGCAUAGCUCAUUGCAGCCCUGGAAGAAAAUGGUCUCAUCAGCUUGGCUGAGGAACUCCUGGGCCUCCUUUCCAAUGAGGACUGCU
This is a messenger RNA of Strigops habroptila (Kakapo), 916 nucleotides long. Its product is annotated as tumor necrosis factor receptor type 1-associated DEATH domain protein-like. Bases 1 to 837 code for a protein of 278 amino acids. The record is from RefSeq and is a predicted model, not a curated record. Gene Ontology annotation, cellular component: tumor necrosis factor receptor superfamily complex. The transcript is spliced from 4 exons. Gene Ontology annotation, molecular function: transmembrane receptor protein tyrosine kinase adaptor activity. Gene Ontology annotation, biological process: positive regulation of canonical NF-kappaB signal transduction; extrinsic apoptotic signaling pathway. Lineage: Eukaryota; Metazoa; Chordata; Aves; Psittaciformes; Psittacidae.